GUACUCGACGGCCGACAGUUGGCCUUAAAAAUAAGCGCUAACUCCGUAUAUGGCUUUACUGGUGCUCAAGUUGGAAAACUACCAUGUCUGGAAAUUUCUUCUGUAAGUAUUAAAUGGUAGUCUCCGAUCAUCAUCGUGAUCAACAGUCAUGAUAAUCGCUGUUUUUGUGUCGCUUCACUAUAUAUUGUGCAUAGACGGAAAUUAGCCAACACCAUGUUUUUCCUAAUAAAACUUCAGGGGUCAGUUGUACGAAGGCUGGAUAGUGAUUUUUUUAAACGUUGUAAAAAUGUGAUAAAACUACGAAUAUGUAUCCCACAUGCAAGUAAUAACAGGAAACUUUUAUAUGUACUAAUUUUUAUAUACUAAAGUUUAAUCUGGGUUGUAUAUCACUCAACGCCCAAUUUAAGAAAGCUUGAACCGCGGUCCCAGCUCUAUUGAAACUUCUGUUCAAUUCUACUCUGGGUGCAGACGUUUUUCCCAUAUAAAUAAUAGAUAUCUAUUAUUUCUUACACUUAUUAUACAUUUAUAAUUAUUGAAUAAGGUUGAGAAUGGUAUAAGACGGAUAAUACAAACUGAGGCAUAGGAAAUUGAAUGUUUGUAGUAUUAUACAUUGUAGUGACUUCUGAUUGGCCAAUAGUUUACAGCUAAAUGUCGUAAUCAUGCCACCUACAUAGCCAUAGGCCUAUAACAGUGUUAUCUGCUAGCAGAUAACAUUGUUAUCUGUAGGUUGAGCCAGCAGUAAUUUUAUAGCAAGAGGCAGUUUUAAGUACUGGUCACGAAUAAAAAAAAAAGAACAGCAUGCAUGAAUGCAUGAACGUGCUUUAUCACAAUGCUUCCACAGUACACAUACAAGAACAAAGUUUCUUUCAAACGUCAUGACAUACACCAUUUACAUACGUCGUUCGUAUUUUAGAGUGUUACUGCAUUUGGAAGAAUGAUGAUCGAUAAAACGAAAGAACUCGUGGAAGAGAAAUACACCAUUGCAAAUGGGUACAAGCACGAUGCAAAGGUACACUAUCCGAUCUGUCACCGUAAAUUCUCAAUUAUUAGUACUCCCUUCAGUCAGAUCCUUCUCUUAUAAGAACCUGGCGUGCUUUAGAUAAUUUACAAUAUAUCUUGAAAAGAAGUCACUUUACAAUACACUUGCAAACAUACGAUAUUGUGCUCUUUCAAGUGACGUCACGACACGAACAAGAAGAGUUAUAAUGGUCCACAGCUGUUUAGUAGUUGCAUGGUUGAAUAAAAUAUUUUGUCACCUAAAAUGGCGGAUUACUUUUGAUGAUACGUCAUACUGCAAGAACUGAAUAGGGCAUUAAUUAGACGUGUGACCUCACUGUAAAACAAUUUUCAAAACAACCAACACAUAAAUAAGCCGAAAUCGUAUUUUACAUACUAGAAAUACAUCCAUGCAACAACCCCUCGCCUAUAUUUUCCAAGCAUUGUUUCAACAUGAAGUAUUCGUAAUUACGCCAACACUGAACGCAGGCUCGCGUUGCCACGUCAUGUUAGUCAUGGCAACACCAUAAUUGGGUUUUUUUAAUUUUUCGUACAAACCUGCAAAAAACAGUCAAUUCCUAAAAUAUAUAAAGUAGGUAUAUUAUUUUGGUUUCUAUGGACUUUAUUUUAAUGUAAAUUUCAAAACGAAACUCUACGUAAAAGUUUUUAAAUGUGAAUUGAAAUUAACUGCUUUUUGCCGAUAUUUAUAAACUCUUCAACUCGAGCUUCAACUUAUUACUCCACUUUGAAAUGAAAUAAAUUUAAUUCGUACAGCACGCUAAUGAAACUAAUUUGCUUUUUUAUCAUGAACUUCUACAAAAGUUAAUUUAACAAAGAAACUUUCACAAACAAUGCAUAGGAAAUACUUGAACAACAACAACAAAGUCUAUAUUAAUACAAACUAAGUCAUACAUAAACAUUUGAAACAAACUUACCUUAUACUUUAGGAUUUCUCAUACUAAAUCAAUUCUUAUAAAUGUUUACGUUUAAAAAUUAAAAAACGUUUUACAAUUUGUUAUGUGAAACGAUUUUUCAAGCUUUCAUUAUGUAUUUUUUAUAUUUUUGCCUUCACUCUUGGCAAACAGCUAUAUUUUGAGAUCAGUGAGAUGACCACCCACCCAACACCGAACCACGCACGGUAACCUACGCCCGCGAUCAUUCAUGAACUUUAGACUUCGCUAAUGCUUUCGUUUCCCCGAGUGUAAAUAGCCGGGCGGAAUUAGUACCCUCGCCCCGGGCUUACGCCCGGAACGGCGCUCCGCGCCGUUGGCUCGGGGAUGAAUAUUUAAUGAAGCAAAUAAUAUUUGGUAACAUCCUUAAAAUCCUGUCGAAUUAUAUCCACGACUCAACGUUUCAACACUCCGCUAUAUAUAUAUAGUAACCUUUAGACUUGGUUCAAGUCCGUCUCUCAAGGGGUUGAAAAUAGCGAUGCAUGCAAACGGUCAAAAAAGGCGCGAAAAUAUGAGAGAAAAGUAGGGAGAGACGGACUUGGAUACCCUGCAAGCGCGCCAAAUUUUACGGUCGGAUUUUUCCUACGGAGGCCAGUUGAGAACAACAACAAAUUUUCGCGCCAAUUUUUGCAACUAACAUUCGAAAUGCUGCGAAUGUCCCAAGUCCGUCUUUCCCUAAUUUUCUCCUGAGACGCACUUGAACCAAGUCUAAGUAACCUUAUGCAUCGGAGUUUCGUCCAUAACUGAGAAUAAACUUUCAAUUUCAACCCUGUAUAUACCGUACCUGCAUGCGCAUCAUCAUACAACAGAGCAUCGUAUAUCCUCUAUAUUUCUCUGUAUUUAUUAUAUUUGGUCAUUUCUGAACUUGAAAUACGGGAAAGCCAUAAAUCUGAACUUGAAAUACGGGAAAGCCAUAAAUCUGAACUUGAAAUACGGGAAAGCCAUAAAUCUGAACUUGAAAUACGGGAAAGCCAUAAAUCUGAACUUGAAAUACGGGAAAGCCAUAAAUCUGAACUUGAAAUACGGGAAAGCCAUAAAUCUGAACUUGAAAUACGGAAAAGCCAUAAAUCUGAACUUGAAAUUCGGGAAAGCCAUAAAUCUGAACUUGAAAUUCGGGAAAGCCAUAAAUCUGAACUUGAAAUUCGGGAAAGCCAUAAAUCUGAACUUGAAAUUCGGGAAAGCCAUAAAUCUGAACUUGAAAUACGGGAAAGCCAUAAAUCUGAACUUGAAAUUCGGGAAAGCCAUAAAUCUGAACUUGAAAUACGGGAAAGCCAUAAAUCUGAACUUGAAAUACGGAAAAGCCAUAAAUCUGAACUUGAAAUUCGGGAAAGCCAUAAAUCUGAACUUGAAAUUCGGGAAAGCCAUAAAUCUGAACUUGAAAUUCGGGAAAGCCAUAAAUCUGAACUUGAAAUUCGGGAAAGCCAUAAAUCUGAACUUGAAAUACGGGAAAGCCAUAAAUCUGAACUUGAAAUACGGGAAAGCCAUAAAUCUGAACUUGAAAUCGGGAAAGCCAUAAAUCUGAACUUGAAAUCGGAAAGCCAUAAAUCUGAACUUGAAAUUCGGGAAAGCCAUAAAUCUGAACUUGAAAUACGGGAAAGCCAUAAAUCUGAACUUGAAAUACGGGAAAGCCAUAAAUCUGAACUUGAAAUUCGGGAAAGCCAUAAAUCUGAACUUGAAAUACGGGAAAGCCAUAAAUCUGAACUUGAAAUACGGGAAAGCCAUAAAUCUGAACUUGAAAUACGGGAAAGCCAUAAAUCUGAACUUGAAAUACGGGAAAGCCAUAAAUCUGAACUUGAAAUACGGGAAAGCCAUAUAGUAUCUCCAUUGAUGAUUCCAGCUACAGAAGAAAUAUUGAUCUAGACAAGAAGAACGAAAUGCAUUACCAUAGCUGGAAAAAGCAUCUUAUAAUGAGUAAAAUUGCAAAGUUUGGUUGCGAAUUGUUGUAAAAUGAGGAAAAUAUAUCCCUGUGAAGUUCGCUAAUUUUGUAUAUAUUUGUAUUGCGCGGGGCAUUUUUGAGCCGAAAGUGAUUUUUUUACCGCGCGUAAUACGGUACAAAUAUAUACAAAGUUUGCGAACUUCACAGGGCUAUAUUUUCUUCAGUUUACAACAUUUAUUAGCAACCAAUCUUUGCAGUUUUAUUCAUUGACGCUCUUUCUAGCUGUGGUGUUGGAUUUCGUUCUUCUUGCCUUGAUCAAAAUUUAUUCUAUAGCUGGAAUCACCCACUCAUGCAAGACUGUACUGAAUACUAAUAUUUCCUCAAUUCCCCUUUCUUUUUCUAUAUUUCUUGUCCUGCAGGUAUAGUGCUUUGCAGCUCAUGUGGAAAUUGAAUUGGAAGUGUGCACAAUUUCAGGACUUUGAUUUCUUAUGUAUAGGUUAUAUAUGGUGACACAGACUCCGUUAUGGUAAAGUUUGGUACAGAAACUGUUGGAGCAAGCAUGGAGCUUGGAAAAGAGGCUGCCUCUUACGUGACAUCUCAUUUCGUCCAACCAAUCAAACUUGAGUUUGAGAAGGUCUGUUUUCCAAUUUUAUUGCUUGUAUGUGGUGUUUUAAAAAAGUAGACAAUCUUCAAAUGUUCCGCAAAUUUUAUGUGAAUAAAUGUUGUUUAAAAUUUAACUACUGAAUGCGAAAGGGCUGUUUUGCCAACCAUUUAAAUAACUUGCGCACAAGAAUGGAAGGUUUGAUUUGCGAUUCUAAUUAAUACUUCACUCCAGAUCUGACUUUCACGUCUCACUGGUUCAGUAAUCAGUGCGCAUCUGAUUGGUUAAUUGGGAAGAUUAAACACAUCUGAUUGGUUAAUUGUCUCUCACAAGUAUUGGUAUAGUGAAAUUCUAACUGAACCUCUCUAGGAUCGUAACUGAAGCCGUAACAGGCGAGGAAAAAUGUCAAGCAAAAAUAAAAUAUCAACACCAUCAAAAGUGAUUGUUUAUAAACCAUCUUGACCGCAUUAUCGGCAACCAGGUUUAAUAUCAGACAAGUUGCAUUAGGGAUAGAUCGAUUUUAUCGUCAUAUUUUCAUUCAUGAUUAUCAUCGAAGGUGGAAACUUAGCGGGAGUGUCGAAAUGUUGGGUUGUGAAUGCAACACGCCCUUUUGAUAAUUAUGAAAACAUGUAUAUUAACAUUAAAUUAACCACAUUAAUAAAACAUUAAAUAAGUUAAAUAUUGGGUUUGAGUGAUCUGAUAAGCUAUCCUAGGAUGUAUUUUUGUAACUUGUACAAACUGAACUUGUACUUGGCGGCGAUACGCUGCUAUUCAGUCGGGACUUUAUUUAUUAUAGUUGUAACAAAUGAUGUAUUUUUCUUUACAUUCACUGCAUGUUAACACAUAAAAUGUGCAGAAUUUAAACUUUAUCGCCGUAUUUUACCAUAAUUCGGAACCGCUACAGUAAUAAAGAACAAGUUACAGCAAAUGACAAAAGCGGAAUGGAUAGGUUCUUCUAUUUUGAUUGUAAACAAGGGCGUACAACACUAAAACUAUUACAUUUUAUUUCAAGGUGUAUUUCCCGUAUCUUCUAAUCAGUAAAAAGCGGUAUGCAGGAUUGUAUUUCACAAAGCCUGAAAUACAUGAUAAAAUGGAUUGCAAGGGAAUAGAGACGGUAAAUGUUUUCUACUUGUUUAAUGUUUUUUACUUUGUUUAAUAUUUUCUUGUUUUUUUCUUUUUUUUUCAAGAAAUAACAUUGUCCUGUAAUAGGUGGCAACCUGAUUUAAAGGGCAUAUGACUCGAAAAUUGACGGUGUUAUUUUUUAGUCUAAUUUGAAAGAUCAUUGAAAACUGUAGAGUAACUUCUUUGAUAGAUUUUUGUUUUCUUGCUUCGUUUUUGAAGAUAUUUUAAAUUGUAUGAUCUGCAAAGGACCAACUUCCUACGUCACACAUGCAUAAUGAUUUAGCCCUUAAAGCUGUAUAUCUUUAAUACGACUAAACACAAUCAGUAGAAAACUUACAUGGGUGUUGUUGCGGACAAAUCUCGUGCUCAUCAUUCAUUUUGUAAUUAUGCAUGUGUGACGUAGAAAGUUGGUCCUUUGCAUAUCAUACAAAAUGAAAUAUCUUCAAAACCAAGCAAGAAAACAAAAGUCUGUCAAAGAAGUUACUCUACAGUUUUCAAUAAUCUUUCAAAUUAGACAAAAAAUGACAACGUAAAUUUGCGAGUCCCUUUGAGCACCUAGUUGUCAACGUUUGGAGACUAGUUGUCAAUAGUUGGUAUACUGAUUUAUGUGAUAUUUUGUCAUUUCAGGUUCGACGAGACAAUGCCCCAUUAGUUGCCAGUCUGAUCGGCAAUUGCCUGCAGAAAAUUCUCAUUGACAG
This is a messenger RNA of Paramuricea clavata, 6243 nucleotides long. The record is from the annotation of a GenBank genome assembly. NCBI's taxonomy places the organism in Eukaryota, Metazoa, Cnidaria, Anthozoa, Malacalcyonacea, Plexauridae.